AUGAGUCGGCCCGGAAAGCUUGCCCCAGAAGUCAACCGAGCUCUCUUCGUAAAGAACCUGAGCUACAACGUAUCCCCGGAAGAGCUCUUCGACCUGUUCGGCAAGUUCGGCCCUGUUCGCCAAAUCCGCCAGGGCAUUGCGAACAACACCAAGGGCACCGCAUUCGUCGUCUAUGAGGACGUGAUGGACGCCAAGCAAGCCUGCGACAAGCUCAACGGCUUCAACUUCCAGAACCGCUACCUCGUCGUACUAUACCACCAGCCCGAGAAGAUGUCCAGGUCGAAAGAUGACAGCAGCAACCGUGCGUCCGAUCUAGAACCCGGCAAGACGAGGAAUGGCGUCGAAUAG
Molecule: messenger RNA, 348 nt
Organism: Lasiodiplodia theobromae
Lineage: Eukaryota; Fungi; Ascomycota; Dothideomycetes; Botryosphaeriales; Botryosphaeriaceae
Product: Pre-mRNA branch site protein p14 protein
Exons: 5
Coding region: 1-348 (115 amino acids)
Cellular component (GO): nucleus; cytoplasm; ribonucleoprotein complex
Molecular function (GO): mRNA binding
Source: RefSeq, a predicted model, not a curated record